Molecule: messenger RNA, 2488 nt
Organism: Neltuma alba
Lineage: Eukaryota; Viridiplantae; Streptophyta; Magnoliopsida; Fabales; Fabaceae
Product: transcription termination factor MTERF4, chloroplastic-like
Exons: 1
Coding region: 234-1772 (512 amino acids)
Biological process (GO): regulation of DNA-templated transcription; developmental process
Molecular function (GO): double-stranded DNA binding
Source: RefSeq, a predicted model, not a curated record
UCCAUAGUGCUGUUCUCGGUGCGCAAUCCGUGAGCACCCUCAUCUUCCUCCUUCCUGCCUCUGAUAUGCCGAAUCCCGUGUUUCCUAGCGUUCUCUGCUAUGCAAUACGGCAUCUCUUCAUAUUGUAUGUCAGGUAGAGCUUCUUGGUUGCUAGCCUGCGCAUUUGCAGUUCUUGUAUUCAUUGUUUGCAUAUAUCAAACUUAUCCACGGUUCCAAUAUCCUUCUGAUGCACGAUGUCGAUGCUCAGAAGAAAAAAGAUCAUCAAUUUGUUUUCAAGCUCUAAACUUUCCCAAUUAACUUCUCAUGAAUUCGGUUUGAUUCCUCAGUCAAAGCAAUAUCCUACGCACCCUUCUUCUGCUUUCCUUAAAACCCUGAACCCUUUUAGGGUUUUGCUAUACUAUGCACCGUAUUCAACGCAGGCCUCCAAAUUUCCCGAGUAUGAGAUGCCAUCUGUUACCUGGGGUGUGAUUCAGGGACGGAAAGAGAAGCUUGUUUCGAGGGUAAUCAUAUUUGAUUAUCUAAAGGGUUUAGGAAUCAUUCCAGAUGAAUUGCAUGACUUGGAGCUUCCUUCCACCGUUGAGGUCAUGAGGGAGCGCGUAGAGUUCCUUCAAAAGUUGGGUUUAACAAUUGAUGACAUUAACGAGUAUCCUUUGAUGCUUGGAUGCAGUGUGAGAAAGAAUAUCAUACCUGUGUUGGGGUACCUAGAAAAAAUUGGGAUUCCAAGGCCAAAGCUUGGCGAAUUCUUAAAAAACUACCCACAAGUUUUACAUGCAAGUGUGAUUGUUGAGCUAGCUCCGGUUAUUAAGCUCCUAAGAGGACUUGAUGUGGAGAAACAGGAUAUUGGAUUUGUGUUGCAAAAGUAUCCUGAGCUUUUGGGGUUCAAACUUGAGGGUACAAUGAGUACUUCAGUGGCUUAUCUUGUUAGUAUUGGCGUCAAUCCCAGAGAUAUCGGUCCCAUGGUGACACAGUACCCUUAUUUUUUGGGGAUGAGAGUUGGGACUGUGAUUAAACCUCUGAUUGAUUACUUGGUCUCGUUAGGGCUACCCAAGAAAAUUAUAGCUAGAAUGUUGGAGAAGAGGCCCUAUAUACUUGGUUACGAUCUUCAGGAGACUGUUAAACCUAAUGUGGAUUGUUUGAUUAGUUUUGGAAUUAGGAAGGAAUCCCUGCCUUUAGUUAUUGCUCAAUAUCCAUCGAUUCUUGGGUUGCCUCUCAAGGCCAAAUUGUCUUCACAGCAGUACUUCUUCAGUUUGAAGCUUAAGAUUGACCCUGAAGGAUUUGCACGAGUGAUAGAGAAGAUGCCUCAGGUGGUUAGCCUUAAUCAACAUGUGAUAAUGAAACCAGUUAACUUCCUCCUCGCAAGGGCAAUACCAUUGCAUGAUGUGGCCAAUAUGUUGAUCAAAUGUCCUCAAUUAAUAGCAGCAAGAGUUGAGCUUAUGAAGAACAGUUUUUACUUCUUCAAGAGUGAGAUGGGGCGACCCAUAAAGGAGCUUGUGGAAUUUCCAGAAUACUUUACAUAUAGCUUGGAAUCCCGGAUCAAACCCAGAUACCAGAAGAUGAAAAGCAGGGGGAUAAGAUUUUCAUUAAAUUGGAUGCUAAAUUGUAGUGACCAGAGAUUUGAAGAGAGAUUGCAAGGUAAUUACAUUGAAACUGAAACUACAGGUCCAUCGUUUUGUAUGGGUGGGAAGUUAGAGCUACCAGGUAAUGAGAUAGUGUCAGAUGAGGAAGAAGAGAGUGAUGACGAAGAACUAUAUAGACGAACUGUCUCUCUUUAGUUAUUUUGAUCAAAUUAAUGAAACAUCUACAAUAUUAUAACUGUCACUUGGCGGACAACAAAUUUGUAUUAGUCUGUCCAUUUUAUGUUGUUGUCUCCAGCAUAUCAUGCCAAUGAUUGACAUGUGAAGUUCUGUCUAUUCAUUGCGUUCCACUGUCUUGGUGGGUGAUGAAGGUCUGAAAGCAGAAUAUGAGAUGAUAUACAUUUUUUACUAUUGUGCCCUCAAACUUAUCUGUUAUUUUGUGCUAAUCAUGCCCGGGUUGAGUUUGGACUUCCUGCGAUCAAGCCAUUCCUGCAUCCUAAUUCAAAUUCUUAAGAACCAGUGUGAGACAAAGAACAUUGAAAUUUUUAUUUCGCCCACUGCUCAGUCUAGUGGAUCGGCAUGAGCCAUGAACAUCAUUCCUCGUAGUGUUGAAGCAACAAGAAGCAAGAGAGUACUCUUAUUUUUCUUUUUGGUCAUAUUUCACAAGUCUUCUUACUGUAAGUUACUUUUGGGGCUCUUGGAAGCCAAGUAGGGUUUUGCCACGGCGCAAUGGAUACAUGAUCAGCAGCCAUGGCAGGGCUUUACUUGUAACCACGCAGAAUUAAGGCUUUUUACAAGGAUUUUCUGCUGUUUCUUGUAUUUAUAUUAAGUAUGUAUCUGAAAUGAAAAGAAUAUAAAGCCCUUCCUGUCACUCUUAUUUUCACGUAGUGAUGGAGGACAUUUUAUUUUUCUAA